ACCAGGUCGCAUCGGUACCGGUUUUCAGUUGCUGAAAUUCAUGGUGAGAUGGUUGGGGAAGGUUGCCACAUGCACACAGCUUUGGCGAAAUCCACAAGAAAUUUGAUGCAUUUGCUUUGCCGUCGGUGACUUGAGAAGAGUAGUCUGUUGCUUGCUUUCUCUUCUCAACUACAUAAUCUGUCCAACACAGAGCAUUAGCUAGCUAGCUAUACAUGUAGUAGUGUAGUAGUGGAAGGAAACAAAAAGAUCGAUUUGACCAUGAUGAAGGCUAUGCAUCGAAGCGGAGGAGACGGCGAGGGCUCUCCCAGCGGGAAAUCUGGCAAGGGCCUCUUCAAACGUUGGAAGAGAGGCAGCGGCAAAUCUACUAGAGAAGCCAACAGUUCAGAAGCUGGCAAUGAGGACUCUGAAGCAAACAACGACCGCUCAGAAUUUCUAGCCGACUCGGUCACCUCUGAUCCCUUGAUGGAUGAGUCUUCUUCCAGUCUCCCUGACGGCCAGAACUGGAUGCGUUCCACCAGUCUUCAGUUGAGUGUGGCGGAUAGCCAGCAGGGCUUGGAUAGUUCCACCCAAGACAUGUACCAAAGUCAACCAGCUCUAGAAACUUUCCCUGAAGAUCUGGAAACUCCAGUUCCCGACCCCAAAAAGACCAUACAAGAUCUUGCAUCUUGUAGCAGCGAGGAGGUUAGCCCCGUCUGCGUGGAUCAGUUUCCAGUUGUGCACAUCCGGCCGGAUAGUAGCGGUGAUGGUACUAGUAGCGACGACGAGGAAGAGGAGUCGGGCCGCAGAGCUUCUGUCAGCACCUAUUUCGAUGCCAGUGUCAACGUCAUGCCUCUUCCGUUCACGGGUGGUCUAGAUGAGAUCGGUGAUGCCCCCGAGAAUACUCGUUUCUUGAAUCUCUAUAGAGAUGAAACUCCUCCAGAACAUGGAGUGCAAACAGGACAGCAACAAGCUGCACAUCGCAGGCCUACGGCAUUUGAACGUGCUCAAUCCAGAAGUCAAGUAGCAGCAAAACAACCAGCUGCGCCAGCCAAAGGCCAACUCAUCACGGCCGAAGUGACGGUGGUCAAGGAGAAGAAGACCGACGCCCAGCAAGAUCCCCAAGAAAGUCCAAUCGUUACGACGACAAAGCCUAGGGUCUAUGACAAGAAAAGCAAGCAUUACAAUCGCUAUGGCAUUGCCGGUCUUUUGGACAAGCACAAAGUCAGGCACACCCGACGGGCCAGUGAAACGGCCGCUGCCAAGGCCAAGGCUACUAGUAGCCCCGAGAAGCAACGCCGCAACACGCUGGCAGUGGCAGUCCAGCAAGGAAUCAUCAAUCAAAUCACCGGAGUGGGUCGCGUCGCAAAGAAGGACAAACACAAUCAGAGUUCUUCUUCUUCCCCAGAGACUAGUAGCAAAGCUGACAGUUCUUCUUCUUCGGAGCACCCUAGCAGCAGCUCCAGUGACGGGGAUUUCAAAGCAACCGCCGCCACCAACACCGAUGCUGUUUGUAAAGAAGACGCCCAAGAACAAGGCAGAUCAGCCUCCACUCGUAACAUUGCCAUGGACAAUACAGUUGACAACGAUGCCAUGCCAACCAGGCCAGCACGACGAACUCAGUCCGAAUCAUCUGAAGAAACCGUCCAGACGUGUCCGAGCAGAACUUCGACACAGUAUUCGUACAUAAAAGGGUUGCCCUUUACAAAGGAUCCGGCGACAAGUAGUCAACAGCAACAGCCCUACUCCAGGGAGCCUGAACAUGGCCACCAAGGUCAUUUGGAAGCAUGGAAUCCUGCCUACUCCAGGGAGCCUGAACAUGGCCACCAAGGACAUUUGGAAGCAUGGAAUCCUGCUAACAACAGCCAUCAGGGUUAUCCCAGAGGAGAUCCUAGAAGAGAUCCCAAACAAAGAGUCAUGCCGACUCCAAGCACAGUGUCCAUGGCGUCGGAAGAAACAGAAAUCACUGCGCCAGGCCGCAUUUACGCCUUUCGGCUGCACGAGGAAGCAAUCAAAAGUCGAAUGACUGUUUCCCCUCCUCAAUCUGACUUUAGUGGCGCUGUGUCCACCUUGGACAACAACAGCAGUCCGAUAUUGCAGGGCGUUUCCUAUGGCAUUCCAGCCGACAACAACCCUCUGAACCACCAGGGACCUGUGGUACCACCCGUCGCAACAUGUCGACUACCGGAUUCCAUGCCACCGCGGCGACAUCGGUCGCACAGGGCAGCAACCAAGGCACCACAGCAGCAGCCACCUGGCCCCGAUGAGACGAUAUUCAUCCAUGUCAAGCCCAACCUGAGAGUUCCGCUGCGACGUGUCCCCGACGUCUUGCAGGCGCUCGCCCAGCACUACUACGAUACUCCCAACUGUCCUUGCUGCAACAAACAAGUGGCAGUGGUGGCCGAUGCAGCCUUUUUGCAUUGUCCCAUUUGCAACGAGAUAAGCCCCUUGUUUGGCAAUAUUUGGCCAGUGGGCAACUUUCCCGAAGAACCCGAGUACCAUCGACUCGGACUGGGCCUUGGCAUGACGUGGGAAACCAUGAAGAAAGUCUAUCAAGAAAUGUUCCCCGAGGAAUACAAUGCCGCUGAUGCUGCUGUCGCAGAAAAGGGCGAGGCUGCUCCCACGACAACUACUACUCCCGUUGUUGACAGUUCUAGCUAAUAAUGCAACCUAUGUCAUGAAAGAAAGUGUACCGUACAGUGUAGAUUCAGUACCGGUAGUAGUUUACUGUACCGUUCGUAUGGAAGGGCGACGAAGCGGGUUCAUCCACGUGUCGUAAGUUCGAAAUUUGGGAGCAUCCUCGGGAAACGCUGUGAUUGUAUCAAAUAAAUGUGCUUGCAGUGGUAUCACAAUAUGUUGCUUGGUAAUGGAGGUACUCCUGCAGUCAAAUUCCUGACUAGAUCGUUAUCAAAUAAAUGAUAGAGUGUGUGCAUCCCUUCCUACUGUACAAUAGUAGCCACUGCGCAAGACUUCCUCCUUGGAUGGUUUCCCCAGCACAAAAUAGCUAGCUCUCAUCCAUUGGUUGCUGUUGCUGCUGCCUUGGUUGUUGAAUGCGCCUCCAUUUGCGCGAAGUACGACCAAUCUCUGCUUUAAAUUUAUUGGUGUUUGUGAGAGUUUCGACGGCCUUGCAUCCCCACGUCGAAUGACUGUAAGCCGUCACUUGGACUCGUCCUCCUCCAGUGCUGUUGUUGUCGUCGACUGAUAUAUCGAGUAGGAAAUGUCCCUCGGCGGGUCGCGUAUCGAGAAACCGAAUCCUGUCCUUUUGGAGGACCUGCCACACUGCGGGGGGGAGCUUCUUGUCAUCCCACUCGACUGGGGUGGGUGUCUCUUCUCGUACCGAGACAACGACACCGUGUGGUGAUUGUUGUGUAGUAGCAAUGGCCAAGGAAUAGUUUCGUUGUUCUCGAAAAUACGUGGCAAUGCGUUGGGCAACAAUGGCGGGUACACUACUAUUGUUGUCACUAUUAUAAUCGCCAUCCUGAGGCGACAGGGUCACGGCAAACGAUGGUCUCGUGCUUUUCGCCAGAGGCGAUCGGAUGGUGGGUCGUUGGAGCGUCCAUGCCAGGAACCAUCGUGUCAAAUUUCCCGGUCCAAAUUGUGUGGAUGGAAUGGAACCGGGCCCCAACAAAUAGUCCAACAAAUGGUGGAGUUGUUGAAACGAUGUUUUCUUGCCCAGCAUGCAAGCGUACCAGGUGGAUUGGAAUGCCUCAUGGUUGUAGCGUAGUAAGAAGGCAUCCGCGAGCAUAUCCGUGACAAAGGCGACUUCUCCUCCCGGAUAGCUGGCUUCGGUGCACGUCAAGUUGGUUUUGGGGCGAUGGUCUCCUUGUCGCGUGGGUUGUGUCACUUGGGCAGCAGAGGGGUCGUGAAAGGGUGGAUUGGUCAGGACCACGUCUACUUUUUGAUUGGAUACUGGUUGUGUCGCUGCUUGGAGUAGUUGGAGUAAUGGACCUGCAUGUUGUUCUUGUUGUUGUUGUUGCUGUUGUGCAGUGGUUGGUUGUACUUGAAUGACUUUGAUUUUGGAUUCCAAGUGAUUCGCGACAACGUUCUUUUGUGCCAUGGCGACAGAAGUAGGAUCAAUUUCCGAGGCAAACCAAGUCCACUGCGUCUUAGAUGAUGAUGUAGUAGUGUCAUUGUCAUCAUUGUCACUUUCAAGUAUCUGAUUGUGAGGUGCACAAAAGAGGAGUGGAUAGAUACACGUGGCGCCCGUGCCAAUGUCGAUUCCACAGCGACGGUCGGCAGAUUCGGAUGAUGGCAGUGUUGAUAGUAGUGUCUGCUGAAUCCACUGCACCAAAAAGUAUCGAUUGGGCACGGGAGGACACAAGGACGGAAUAUGUGGCAAUGACAGUCCAAAAAAGGAAUGCAGUAGCGCUCGCGUCGUGGCUCGCGAGAAUUCGUCCGUGACAUUGGACGCAAAGGAUCCACCGUCUUGUCGUUGUCGUUCGCGAACUCCUUGCCACGCCACACCAAACGAAUGAGGAAAUUGACGAGACAACUCUUCGAAAUUCGGAUGCGUCAAAUCGGAAAAUGUCAAGUGAGUCAAACGGCGUUUUCUUUUACUGCUAGUAGAGGAGCUCAUCUUGUCUGUCUAUCAAAUAGUAUAGUGAGUGAUGGAAUGAGAUGAUUGAUGAUUGGGGAGAGG
This is a messenger RNA of Seminavis robusta, 4615 nucleotides long. Lineage: Eukaryota; Bacillariophyta; Bacillariophyceae; Naviculales; Naviculaceae. The record is from the annotation of a GenBank genome assembly.